This is a messenger RNA of Pristis pectinata (smalltooth sawfish), 5838 nucleotides long. It is a transcript of the gene mbnl2, whose product is annotated as muscleblind-like splicing regulator 2. The coding region runs from base 964 to 2154 and encodes 396 amino acids. Lineage: Eukaryota; Metazoa; Chordata; Chondrichthyes; Rhinopristiformes; Pristidae. The record is from RefSeq and is a predicted model, not a curated record. Gene Ontology annotation, molecular function: metal ion binding. The transcript has 9 exons.
GUUGUGGAAGGAAAAUCUGACAUUGUCCAAGUCUUUCUGCUGCAAAUCCAGCUCUAGUUAGCCAGGGUGUGGUCCUUCAUUUCAGUUUUUCACACAACCACUUGAUUAUGUAGCACUGUUUACAGAAGCACUGUUUAUUUUGGCACUGAACAAAAUCAAUGUUGGAUAUUUCCGAGAACAGUAUAGUGCUGGUUUCGGUGCAUUUGGCAUGAAGUACACUGUUUUUAUCUAGAAGCCACUCGUGUGCUGAACUCCGGCUACUGUUAAAUCCUGAAAGAGGCCAUGAGGGUGAUGUAUGUCAUAAAAAGUGCCUUUGCUGAAGUCUGUGUUACUUGGAACUGCUUGUAGGUCGGUCUGCUCUCGUGAGCCUUGCUUGCUGCCAGUUAGACAAAUGUCUGGCCUAACGUGCAACUGAAAACAGAAAUCUCUGCUGCAUCUGUGGCUGCUGUUUCAUCUUAAGCUGAACGUUACAUCAAAAAAAAUUGGAACAACAAUCUACUGCAAGAAGAACCAACCAACAUACGGAGAGCUGAGUACGCUGAAUAGAGUAAAAAUCAAUAACUGAAAGUGACUCAAGCCUGAUUCAUAAUCAAUCAACUGGUGUGAUUGCAUCAAAGUAACUUUUAAUUAAAAAGCAAUAAAGUGUGUGUGUCAGCACAAAUAAAUUUUCAACAAUCAUACUGGGAAAAAAACGGGGUUAAAUCUCCACAAACUGAAGGUGACAACUCAACUAGUGACUGAUCGACCACUUGCUGACUUGACUGUUUUGAUGUUGACUAAUUCAUGGCAAACCAAUUUUCGAGCAGCGUUUUAUGAAGUAAUUUUUUGGUUAAUGACCAAUAAGAAGCAUUUUAUAUAUUGAAAGAGGUAUCUUUUUGUUUUUAAUCCUUUUGACUGCUGCAUUUCCCUCAGAAUCCUGACACUAAGCUGUUCUAAAACACGCUAAAAACACUUCGAUUUAUUAUGGCUGUAAACGUUACUCCAGUACGUGAUACAAAAUGGCUGACGUUAGAAGUGUGCAGACAGUUUCAGAGAGGGACAUGUUCACGUUCAGACCAGGAAUGCAAGUUUGCACACCCACCAAAAAGCUGUCAAGUUGAAAACGGACGAGUUAUUGCAUGCUUUGAUUCCCUCAAGGGCAGAUGCACAAGGGAGAACUGCAAGUAUCUUCAUCCACCAAUGCAUUUAAAAACGCAGUUAGAAAUUAAUGGACGUAACAAUCUCAUACAACAGAAAACAACUGCAGCUAUGCUGGCACAGCAGAUGCAAUUUAUGAUGCCAGGUGCACAGAUUCAGCCAGUCGCCACGUUUCCGAUGAACCCUGGCACGGGAGUAAAUAAUCAUGCUUUUAGUUUUAGUCCUUUCCUGGCACCCAUGCCUCCCAAUGUGGGAUUAGUUCCAACAGAAAUUCUCUCCAACCCCCCAGUCCUUGUCCCUGGAAGUCCACCCAUUUCAGUUGCAGGAACGGGAAAUGUGCAGAAGCACAUGAGAACUGACCGAUUAGAGGUGUGCAGGGAGUUUCAACGAGGGAACUGCACUCGGGGUGAGACUGAUUGUCGUUUUGCUCACCCUGCAGACAGCACAAUGGUGGACACCAAUGACAACACUGUAACUGUCUGCAUGGAUUAUAUCAAAGGUCGAUGCUCGAGAGAGAAGUGCAAAUACUUCCACCCCCCUGCACAUUUACAGGCCAAAAUAAAGGCAGCUCAACACCAGGCCAACCAGGCUGUGGCAGUGGCUCAAGCAGCUGCUGCAGCAGCAACAGCAAUGACUCAGUCGGCUGCCAAAUCUGUGAAACGACCCCUCGAGGCAACCUUUGACCUGGCCUUCCCACCUGGUGUUCUUCACCACUUACCAAAGAGACCAGCCCUUGAAAAAAGCAAUGGUACCAGCACAAUCUUUAAUCCUAGUGUUUUGCACUAUCAACAGGCUCUAGCCAAUGCACAUAUGCAGCAGCCAACAUUUUUUCCAACAGGGUCGGUGUUUUGCAUGACUCCUCCAGCCACAACUGUUGAUCAUGCUGAAAUAGUGAACCCGAAGCUAUUGAAUUCCCAGGACAUCUCUAUGGAAACUCACGAACAAGCUUACUGUAAAUACUAUCCUCUUCUCUCCCCACCUGCAUCCAUACUGGGCUUACCACAGCCAGCAUGCUAACUCAAUUAUGACGCAUUCUAUUUAGAUUAAGCAAGAAUACAAGAUCUUGAUGGGAAAUGCAUUAUCAAAUUUAAGGAUAUAGAUGAUUUCAGGCACAUAUUUAAUAUUCAUAUAUCCUGUAAAUAACUCUAGCACUUAAGAUAAAUAUUACAAUCUAGACAAUGGUAAUCUAAUUUCUGAUGUCUCAUUUUGUGGAGAUGUUAAGCCAUUACAUUCUGUAAAGAGUGUGAUGUGGUUAUAUUGUUAACAAUUUGUUGUCUGAUAUCAUGGUAUAUAAAAACAGCACCUGCUGAGUUGGAAGAAUCCCCAAUGACAUCUAUAGAAACAGUACACAGUACCUAACAAAACUCUGAGGGUUACAGUGCAAAAACAAAAUGGGUUUUUAAACCUUUUAAUAGCCUAAUUAAUAACUGGGGAAAAAUAGCAUUUGAUCAAUACCGAUCAGUUUUUGUUUUCUUAAAAAAACAAUGACAAUUAGGAAAACUAAAUCUUGUAGAUGCGAAUUAUGAAAUAACUCCAGGGUUAUUGAUAUUAAUCUGAAAUAUUGCACAGACAUAAUGACUUGCCAAAGCUUACUGUAUAUUGAUUGCUGAUGCUCUUGAUGCCUUGUUGUGGCAAUAUGAGCAAAUCAUGAAGGGAGGUCUUUCCAAUGAAUUGCAGUCAUUUUUGGAUUUGUAGUUCCUACACUGAGAAGUUAAGAGGUUGGUUUAAUUUACUAAGGCAGCUUGUUUCAGAGUUUGAUGAAUCUUGUCAAAAGUGAAGUUCCCACUGCCAACUCUGCAAUUGUCUUUAGGGCUGGCACAGUGAAACUUCAGUCAGUGUGGCUGGUGACAAAAGCACUUGAUUUUUUUGUGAAAACACAGUAGGUCAGUUUCGCUGCAACGAUAAUAAUUUUGCCCACCAUAUUUUCUGCAUGACCAAAGAUUCUUCCAACUCCAAAAGAUGCACCGUAUUAUAAAGUCAAUUAUAAUCUAGUACAUGAUUUAUGUAACAGUGCCUAAAGAGGGUGGGCCAAUUAUUCACAAAUAUGUGCAAAGUGUAAGUUUUACCAAAAUUGCAUUUUGUGUUUUCUCAUGUUAGCGAUGGAGACCGAAUUAGCUGGCACAAUUUGUCAAAAGUAUAGUUGGAGUACACAACCAGAAGAAUUAAUUUUUUAAAAAAAUAAUUAUUCUUUUUCUAAGAAAAGGCUCUUCCCAAAUGCACCCUAAUCUCUCACUAAUAUUAUUUUACUAUCAACAGAGCAAGGAUGAGGGCUGGUGAUUCUUUCUUCCUAUCAACCAAAUUAAAUCCUAAAACUGUAAAUUGUACCAAAUUCAUUCAUUCUGCAAGUCACAAUCUGAUUGUGACUCUAAUAUGAGGUUUAGAAGAGACAUUGACUUUAAUAAAACACCAUUCAACAAAAUUAUGUUGUAAUAUCUCAAAAAAAAGAAAAAAGGAUGUAUACUAAGGCUGGCUCAGUACUGUAAUAUAACCUUGAGUUCUACCAUAUGAUCUUAAUACUGGUGAACCAAUCAGUAACUACGUAAAGUCAUCAGAACACUGCAAACACAAAAACCUAUAACUUGGUAAUUUUCUUUUUUUAAUUAUAGUUUAUAUUUAAAGAAUACUUUUUAAAGUCUUAGAAGAUCAUAGAUAAGUCCAUCCAUUGUAAUGAUUAGAAAUUAGUUAAUAGUUUGAUCAGAAUCUUUAUUGUGUUCAAAGUAUAUAUUCCAUUUUCAUAAUAGGUUUACCUUUUUACAAGAUUGGUUUUAUGAUAUGAAAUGUUAAUGGUUUUAUAGUAGAAUUGAUACUAAAGAUAAUAUGUAAUGAUUUUGUUUUCUUGAACCUUUUAUUGAGGAUUAAUAGAAGUAGUAACAUUUUUUUUAAAUCCUGCUCUUACACUAUACAUGUGGAGCUCAGUCCAUUUCAAGCCAACUAGACCUGCAUCUAACAAUAGUAAAACACACCAUUAACAAAUAGGAAACGAUGUCACAAUGAGACUUUCAGAAGUCCACUACAGGUCAACAGUUGUCGUAGUUUAAUGAUAAUGUCAUAAUAACUUUUAAGAGCUUUUUUUUCACAGCCACAUUUAUUAUCAAUAUCUAUCACCUUUUUUUUCUGUCUUUGUGUAGAAGGGCAAAGUUUCUUUCAGUUCUCUAACACAAUAGCAAUAUUUUCUGUUAUGAAAUAGUGCACUUAGCUUAAAAGCUUGUUGCACUACAAUAAGUGGGCAUAACUUGUGACCACAGCACUUACCCAGUGCACUUAGUUUUCUAAGGCCUCAGACUCAAACUCGUAACAAAAUUUAUUGCCUAAUUAGUAUUUUAACACACAUAAGUUGAUCUUUAACAUGAAAUAAUUGUCACAAUAAUGGCAGGAUACAUGUGUACUUGUGUAGAUCUGUGUAUUUUUUUAAACUUUAAGGAUAGAUUACUUGUCUUUAUACUUCAGUUUUUCCAACUGAUAAAAUGAACCAUUUGAUCUGCAGAUAUUGGCUUUUAGCCAUCUGUGUACUGUCAGAUGGUGUAAAAUUGAUACUGUUUGAAUAUUUUUGAAAUUCUCACCCAAAGAACACAUUGGUCUGUGUUCAUCAAAGGCUUUGUUGUUUUCAGAAGUGUUACGACUAUCUCAGAGUUGACAUACAGCUAAAAUAUCUGAUCCUGGUGAUGUACAGAUAUGUAUAACAUAUCUAGUUGCACUUAUGUACAUAGUAAGUAUGUAAUAAAACUGUCUUAAUAUUGUAAAACGAGCGGCGGAGGUUUUUAAAUAGAAACUAAAUCCUCCGUUCAAAACUUUGUCAUGAGAGGCAGUUUUAAAUGAAUUGUAACUGUUUACUGAAAUAUAAUAUAUUUCCUGUUGGAAUUCUAGGCAGUUAACACAAACUAUUUUUUAAAACUAUAUAUAAAAUUGUAUGCUGCAAUUUUUAUUUAGAAAUGAACAUUCAUGCCUCUACUAUGGAGUGCUAACCACAGUUAGUCUCUCAUGCUUGUAGCUUUGAGCAACAUUAAAAGAUAAAAUAUUCAAACAUAUCAUACAAGUCUGACAGAAACAGCAUCCCUGAGGACACAACAUUUUCAACCCAACGGGAAGCUGUUUAUGUUCCCUUUCACUCACUAUACCUUAUUUACAAUGUUACUGGGUUGUAAUCUCAAGAAUUGUUUUGCCAAGCACCACACUAACGAGCCGUGGAAGUUUACCGUCACCAUUCUGUGACUUCUGAUACAAUUUUCUGGUUAAAAAAUUAGUGUUAAAUUGAAAAAAACAUUACUCGGGCUGCUUUUGGCAAACAGUUGCCUGGUAAGUGUUUAGUUCAAUAUUUCACAAAGCCAGUUUGAAAUCUAGUGACAGUGGCCAAAUACAUUUACGAGCUAUGCUAUUUGGUGAAUCUUAGUAGUUGAAGAAUGUAAUCGUUCCAUACACACACACACACACACACACACACACACACACACACACACACACACACACACACACAAAUGGAGUGCAGUUAGUGGUUCAAUAGGCUUAGUAAUAUGUCACUCUGCAAUGAAACAAUUGUCUGUACACAGAGCCUCCACUUCCCAGGUAUACAGUACCGACUUUUUUCUGUAUUACUGCCAGAUUAUAUACUGUUUAUGGUUUAGUUAUGUUGAAUGAUUCACUGUUUUAUUUCCUAAGAUGCAACUAUUUGUUUAUGAACAUUGAGGGGAAAAUAAAGAAAUAUUU